UCUCAAACUUGUUCCAAUCAGCUCCACGGUCCAGGAUUUGAUUAUGUAAGUAGCUCUCGUUGGACUUUUCACUUCAAUGAGUUAACACAUAUUGCGUGAUUUUUUUUUUUUCAUUUUAGUGUAUUUAGGAAAAGACUCAAGACAUACUAUUAAAGUCUAAUAAAUUUGACCAAUGGCUUGAAAUAUAAUUUUUUAUAUCAUUACGUGGUCAAAUGGAUCAAAAACUUGAAGAUGACAGUCAUGUGUACGUAAUUUAGACCUGGCUUUUUUCAGACAGACAUUUGUUAGAAUUCAUUUCUAUGUUUUAAGAAGCUAAUCCAAAUUAGGGGCAGGCCAAAUGUCUCCUUUUAUCUUUAGUCUGUUAAGUUUAUUGAUUAAAAUAUGUAUUUUAAUUAUAUAAUAAAUGAGACUUUGAUUUAAUAGAAACCUACAAAUAGAUUUGGAACUGCCCCUGCUGUGGCAAUGUUUAAGACGUGGUCACAGCGAGUGUGGUGUUGGAAGAAGAAGAAAAAACGGGUUUGGGAUUAUGGUUGUGGUUAGUGUUGAAACGACCAUUUUGUGACUUUAGUUUCAAUCGACUGACUUAAAUAGAUUGUAGCUGGGAGCGCUGUCGAGUCAUGUGUUUUUAAUCUACAAAUCCAUGUGUUUAUAUAAAAAAAUCCAUGCGUUUAUAUCCAUGUGUUUAUAUCAACAAAUCCAUGUGUUUAUAUAAAAAGUCCAUGAGUUUAUAUCAAAAAAUCAAUGUGUUUAAAUCAAGAAAUCCAUGUGUUUAUAUCAAUAACCCCAUGUGCUGAUAUCAAUAAGUCCCUGUGUUUAUUUCUUACCACAGAAAAAUGAACACAUUCAUCACAGUUCUUGCCCUCGCCCUGCUCUCAGUCAGCGUCCAUGGCUCAUUUGGUGGCUACGGCUUGGGAGGCUUCGGGGGUCUCGGAGGUCUCGGAGGCCUUGGGGGUCUCGGAGGUCUUGGGGGUCUUGGCGGUCUAGGCUAUGGAGGUCUUGGGGGUCUCGGAGGUUUCGGAGGAGGCAUCGGACUUGGUGGAGGCAUCGGUGGAGGCAUUGGAAUCGGUGGAGGCAUCGGUGCAGGCAUCGGUGGAGGCAUCGGUGGAGGUAUCGGAAUCGGUGGAGGCAUCGGAAUCGGUGGAGGCCUUGGUCUCGGAGGUGGUCUCGGGUAUGGCGGCCUAGGCAGAUUCGGAUACGGGGGUCUCGGAUAUGGUAAGGUUUUUUUAAAUUUCAUUUAAAUAGCAUUUCAUUUUUAUUAGUAAUAGAAUUUUUCCCCCUCAGCUUCGUAUAAUAUCAUUUGCAUUAUAGUUUACGUGCUACGUAAAAUAGUAUCAAGAUAAAAUAAUAAAUCCAUCCAAUUUGAGCUUUGCCAUUUAUAUAACCUAAUUAUUCUCAUCUGUCAACAGGCAGAGGAUACUACUAAGUAUUACGCCAUCGUCUGGUAGCCAUAGAAAUUAUUCCUAUGCUGGACGCUUCGAAAAAUGAAAUGUUCAAAGCAGGAAUAAAUGUCCUAUUAAAAUGUCUCUUGUUUGUUGGUGUGUUUAUUAUUUGGCUAUACCGCUAUGUUUGCUUAACGGUUGCUUGGUUUUUGCGGCAUGGGUUGAUGAAAUGAUUUGCAAAGGGAAAAAAAGAUUCAACGAAUAUCAGAG
This is a messenger RNA of Lymnaea stagnalis (great pond snail), 1649 nucleotides long. Lineage: Eukaryota; Metazoa; Mollusca; Gastropoda; Lymnaeidae. The record is from the annotation of a GenBank genome assembly.